This is a messenger RNA of Ostrinia nubilalis (European corn borer), 1871 nucleotides long. RefSeq names its product sodium channel protein Nach-like. The record is from RefSeq and is a predicted model, not a curated record. Gene Ontology annotation, cellular component: plasma membrane. Gene Ontology annotation, biological process: sodium ion transmembrane transport. The transcript is spliced from 12 exons. Bases 1 to 1638 code for a protein of 545 amino acids. Lineage: Eukaryota; Metazoa; Arthropoda; Insecta; Lepidoptera; Crambidae. Gene Ontology annotation, molecular function: ligand-gated sodium channel activity.
AUGGUUUACUACCCAGAUAAACCCUUAGACGUGAAGGAGGCAAAGAAACAUCACGCAGAUGGAGCGGACAAAAAACGUUUGAACAUUAGCUGGACUCGCAAAUUCGUCGAGUUCAGCAAACGGACGGACCUCCAUGGUUAUAAAUACAUAGUUAUGGAGGAUUUGAAUGUUGUGGAAAGGAGCUGCUGGGCGGUCGCGGUGUUGGCGAGCAUUUGCGUGGCGAUCUACUUUGUAGUCACAGCGUACAAAUGGUACGCCAGAAACCCCAUAAUUACCGUGAUAGAAAGUACACAAGGUGCCAUCUGGGACGUGCCAUUUCCAGCGGUGACCAUUUGUGAUUUGAACAUCGUCUCUCGAAAAUCAGCGCUCUCUUUUUCCAAAAAUGUGACACUUCCACCAAAUGUCACUGCAGAAUUCGUAUACGAAACUGUUCGUUUGGCGCCACUUCUCCAUGCCACUUAUGUGGUCGGAAGUGCGCAGAAAAGAGACUUGAAAUUGCUGCAGAAGGUUCUAGAUCUGAACAAUAUUUCUAUGGAGAAGUUGUUUCGGAAGCUGUCUCCUGUGUCAUCAUGCAACCAGCUGCUGGAGCGGUGUAUGUGGAAAAACACCGUCUACCGCUGCGACAAGCUGUUUUACCAGGUGUUCACGCUGCAGAACCUGUGCUGUGCCUUCAAUUACUUCGCAUUCGAUAAUCCAGAUAAACAGAUCAAGUCACCGCGCAGAGUCGCCUCAUGCGGCUACCAGACAGCGCUGACUGUGCUGGUACAAACCGACCCUGGGGACUACUACAGCGCACACGUCGCUUCACAAGGAGCUUUCGUGUACAUCGAUGAUGCCUACAACGCACCGGACCUGGACUCCUCGGUGCGGCUGGUGAACCCCUCGUCGGAGGUCAUGAUCGCUCUGUCCCCCGAGCGCACGUACAGCACGCCGGGCCUCAAGGCCUUCACCACGGACUAUAGGAAGUGCUACUACAAAGAUGAACUGAAAAUUGGACACUUCAGACAGUACUCAUUUCACAACUGCAUAAUGUACCAGAAAAUGCAAAUCGUUAGAAAUAUUUGCGAAUGUGUUCCUUUUUACUUCAACAUGGAUAGUGGCAAUGGUUUUUCCCGCUCUUGCAACUUCAACGACAUUGAUUGUCUCGAAAAUGUGUUAAGGUUCGACGACUUCCAAAACUUUGAAGACUAUGGUGGUACAGUCAAUUGUUUACCAGAGUGCGAACAUUUCAAUUACCACUUCGAGGUUGCGCUUGGUUCUUUAGCCAAGAAAGUGGAGCUUAAUGGUCACCCAUUCUUCAAAGACGUGAAGUUAGAAAAUCAUUCGUUAGUGAAUAUUUUCUUCAACGACCUGGUUUCGACGAAGUACCGCCGGGAUGUGUACCUCAACUGGCAAAACCUACUAGCUGCCUUCGGUGGACUUAUGAGCCUCAUACUUGGCUUCACGUUGAUAUCAGGCUUUGACCUGAUUCUCUUCAUCGUCUUCAGAGUCGUCUUCGAUGUAUUCUCGAAGCUUCUUAGGAGUACCGAUAAUGAUGUCGACACCAAGUAUCAUAAAGAAAACAAAAUUAAUCAACAGAACCAAAGAAAACAGUGGUUGGAACCGAGUAUAAAGAAAAUCGCUCCUAAGAGAUGGUGAAGUCAAAGAUUUUUCAUAAAAAAGUUAAUAUUUAACUGUAGGUAAAAUGAACCUUUUUUGUAAUACUUAGGUUACAUAUUUUUCACCUAUCUACACAUAGGUACUCGUAAGUAAUUACUACUUUACAAGAUAUUAGCUUUUGCCCUGUGUUCUACUCGGGAUUUUUUGUUCAAAAAAUACAGAACCGUAUUGUAAGUUUUAGCAACUUCGUAAAUAAAAAAUGUUAAUCUUUA